UGUACCAAAUUCGAUCAAUUAGGCCUACUUUAUAUAUAAAAGAAUUAUUGAGUUUGUAUAUUUUUAAAAGAAACAAAUACAAUUUCGUUUUGUUUCAAAAGUUACUGGGAAGCAUAUAUGGAAGAAGAAGGACAAGAACGUUGUUUAGGUGUCAGAAAAGGAGCAUGGACUCAAGAGGAAGAUGAUCUUCUAAAGCAUUGCGUAAACAAAUAUGGAGAAGGAAAAUGGAAUAAAGUACCUCAAAGAGCUGGUCUAAAUAGAUGCGGAAGAAGUUGUAGAACAAGGUGGCUAAAUUAUCUGAAACCAGAUGUGAAUAAUGGGGAAUUCAUGGAAGAUGAAGUUGAUCUGCUUAUUAGACUUCAUAAGCUUUUAGGCAACAGAUGGUCAAUAAUUGCUGGUAGACUUCCGGGAAGAACAGCAAAUUGUGUGAAGAACUAUUGGAAUACUCACCUACGGAAAAAGGUUGGUGAUGAUGAAGAACACUUGAAAGAUAAUGAUACCCCAAAAAUGAUACAAAUGAAGUCCAACAUAUACAAACCUCGACCUUGGAAAUUUUCAAAACAUUUUCAUUGGGGAAGCAACAUUAAUAACCCUACGAAUAUUCAACCACGAAAGACAUCUCUAAUUUUGGAAGAGACUCAAUGGUAUGGAGAAGAGCUUCCCCCAAAUUUUUGCAUUGAAGAUCUUGAACAUUUUGAUGAAGCCCACCAGGAUCAAACUGAUUAUUGGGAAGACUCGAAGGGUUUGGACCCUAGGGGCCUUUUCAAUGCAGAGAAUGAACCAUAAUUAAUCAACUUGGGUGGCUGUUUCUUACCAGAAGAAAGGUAGGGGGGUUGUUCUUAUCCGACGCCGGAUAAGCAAUAUAUAAAUAAACGUUUGUAUUGGUGUUGCAUUUUGAAAAAUACUAUUAUCACCACAAUGACCAUCUUUAGUAAAUCCUAUUUGCCAUCCGCAGUUUAAAUGAAAAAUUGCUUUCCCAUAUUAAAUUUUUAAAAUUA
Messenger RNA from Ziziphus jujuba (common jujube), 998 nucleotides. RefSeq names its product transcription factor MYB1. The record is from RefSeq and is a predicted model, not a curated record. NCBI's taxonomy places the organism in Eukaryota, Viridiplantae, Streptophyta, Magnoliopsida, Rosales, Rhamnaceae. Bases 118 to 786 code for a protein of 222 amino acids. The transcript has 3 exons.